CGCCUUCUGCAACCUCCUCCCGCUCCCCGUUGCUGUCCACUGGUUGUGGUGCUGAACCCACCCAGCCCUGGCCCGAGAAGGCGCUGGGAUACCCUCAAGAGCGUUGCCAGGGGGGCCCGGAGCCGCCAGGGAGCCGUGAUGAGCGGAGGGGUCUACGGCGGAGAUGAGGUUGGGGCGCUGGUGUUCGACAUCGGCUCCUUCUCUGUGCGGGCUGGCUACGCAGGAGAGGACUGCCCUAAGGCAGAUUUCCCCACCACGGUGGGUUUCCUGUCCCACGACGAGUCGGCUAUGGAGCUGGACGGAGACAAGGAGAAGAAGGCAGGCAAAGCGUACUACAUUGACACCAAUUCCCUACAUGUGCCCCGGGAGAACACGGAGGUCGUCUCACCUCUCAAGAAUGGGAUAAUUGAGGAUUGGGACUGCUUCCAAGCCAUCCUGGAUCACACCUACAACAAGCACAUCAAGUCCGAGCCCAACCUGCACCCGGUGCUCAUGUCUGAGGCUCCAUGGAACACACGCGCCAAGCGUGAGAAGCUGACAGAGCUGAUGUUCGAGCAUUACAGCAUCCCGGCCUUCUUCCUCUGCAAGACAGCUGUGUUGACUGCUUUUGCCAACGGGCGCAGCACCGGCCUGGUCCUGGACAGUGGGGCGACACACACCACAGCCAUCCCGGUGCACGAUGGAUACAUCCUCCAGCAAGGAAUCGUGAAAUCCCCGCUGGCUGGCGACUUUAUCUCCAUGCAGUGCCGAGAACUUUUCCAGGAGAUGAACAUUGAGAUAAUCCCUCCAUACAUGAUUGCGGCCAAGGAAGCCGUGCGUGAAGGAGCCCCACCCAACUGGAAGAAGAAGGAGAAGCUGCCCCAAGUCAGCAAGUCCUGGCACAAUUACAUGUGUAAUGAGGUCAUACAAGAUUUCCAAGCGUCUGUACUGCAAGUCUCAGAUUCUCCCUAUGAUGAACAGGUCGCUGCCCAGAUGCCCACUGUUCACUACGAAAUGCCGAAUGGUUAUAACACAGACUAUGGGGCAGAACGACUCAGAAUUCCAGAAGGGCUUUUUGAUCCCUCCAACGUGAAGGGCCUGUCUGGAAACACAAUGUUGGGGGUCGGCCACGUGGUCACGACCAGCAUCGGGAUGUGCGACAUUGACAUCCGGCCUGGUCUCUACGGCAGCGUCAUUGUGACUGGUGGAACCACAUUGCUGCAAGGGUUCACGGAUCGCCUCAACCGAGAACUGUCACAGAAAACACCACCGAGCAUGCGACUGAAACUCAUCGCCAGCAACAGCACCAUGGAGAGGCGGUUCAGCCCUUGGAUUGGGGGGUCCAUCUUGGCUUCUCUAGGCACCUUCCAGCAAAUGUGGAUUUCCAAACAGGAGUAUGAGGAAGGGGGGAAGCAGUGCGUGGAGCGGAAAUGUCCCUGAACAGACACGUUGGCUUCCCGUCCCCACCCCCAGGACCCCCACGUGGAUGCUGCUGCCGCCCCCCCCGCCCCCCCUCUGCCUUUUGGCAACGCCACCCUGGAGCUCGAAGAGGACGCCUCUCUAAAUGUGGACCUCGUGAUGCCCCCCCCCCCAGCUCUGAAUCCUUUGGUCUCCCAGUCUACGUCCAAAGAACUGAGGAGUGCUGACCCCCCCAUCCCCCCCACUCCACCUGUCCCUUCCCACAAGUCCUUUCCCAGGUGGCAUCACAGCUUCCUGAUGGCUGAAGAUGGGAAAGUUGAAAACUUGCACAAUAGAAGGGGGGGAGGGGGAGUUCUCAGCAGCCAGGGAAAGCUGGGGGAGGGGGCGUCUCUUGCCCGAGGCCAGGAGGGGGGGCUGCUCUUCUCCCCACACAUCUUCUUAUGAAACCCCCCCCCCCCCAACCUGGAACCAGACAUUUUAUACGUCAACUAUGUGGUUAUGUUUGUUUCAUGCAUUGCUCAAUUUACGGUUUACAGUUUUGGUGUUGGCAAAAUAAUAAAUGUGUUUUUUAAA
Sphaerodactylus townsendi is the source of this 1971-nucleotide messenger RNA. RefSeq names its product actin like 6B (gene ACTL6B). Gene Ontology annotation, cellular component: NuA4 histone acetyltransferase complex; SWI/SNF complex. Gene Ontology annotation, biological process: regulation of transcription by RNA polymerase II; nervous system development. Gene Ontology annotation, molecular function: chromatin binding. Lineage: Eukaryota; Metazoa; Chordata; Lepidosauria; Squamata; Sphaerodactylidae. The transcript has 14 exons. The coding region runs from base 139 to 1419 and encodes 426 amino acids. The record is from RefSeq and is a predicted model, not a curated record.